UUAAAUCACUUGAAAAUAUUAUAUAACAUGGAAAAUCGAUUAAAUACUCUGACUGAUUCUUCAGAUAAACAAACACUGAAAGAUGAAGAUCUUUUUAUAGGUUAUAAGAACUGGAAUCGACUUAUCACUGCAGCUUCUACUAUAGGUUAUAAAGAAGGCAUAGAAGAUGGAGAAGAAUCGGUGUUCCAAGAAGGAUUUGAUAUGGGUUAUAAAGAUGCUUUCAAUAUAGCAUUUAUGCUAGGAAAAUAUAAAGGACUAAUUAGUUCUACACAACAAAAUGUGGAACUCUCUUCGUUUGUAAAAAAUAUACUCCAUGAAACUAAAAAGGGCAUAUGUUACAUAUGCAAUGAAGAAUCGCAAAGUAAAGAUAUUAAUGAACGGACAGAAGAUAUACCAUUUAUAGAUCUUGUAGAAAAGCAAAAAACAUAUUCUAAGAAUGUUAUUAAAACAUUACAUAAAAAUCUUGAAUUGAUUAUGAUAAAAAACAAUAUCGAUGUCCAAAAAUUAGCCCUGAAUAUAUAACUUUUAUAUCUAUUUUAAGAAAAUAUAGGAUAAACAUUGCACAGAAUUUUUUUGUUAAUAAGUUUAUAUUGACACGAAUGACGUUCUUAUAUUAGCAGUAAAUAAAGAGUAAGAUGUGUAAAUAA
Messenger RNA from Vespula vulgaris, 647 nucleotides. RefSeq lists its product as uncharacterized. The transcript has 2 exons. Bases 28 to 522 code for a protein of 164 amino acids. NCBI's taxonomy places the organism in Eukaryota, Metazoa, Arthropoda, Insecta, Hymenoptera, Vespidae. The record is from RefSeq and is a predicted model, not a curated record.